This is a messenger RNA of Balaenoptera acutorostrata (minke whale), 2252 nucleotides long. It is a transcript of the gene ISY1, whose product is annotated as ISY1 splicing factor homolog. Gene Ontology annotation, biological process: generation of catalytic spliceosome for second transesterification step; mRNA 3'-splice site recognition. The transcript is spliced from 11 exons. NCBI's taxonomy places the organism in Eukaryota, Metazoa, Chordata, Mammalia, Artiodactyla, Balaenopteridae. The coding region runs from base 787 to 1689 and encodes 300 amino acids. Gene Ontology annotation, cellular component: post-mRNA release spliceosomal complex; catalytic step 2 spliceosome; post-spliceosomal complex. The record is from RefSeq and is a predicted model, not a curated record.
CCGGGUCCGGGGCGCCCAAGGGACCCCUGCGGGCUACAGGAUCCGCGGCCGGGACGCGGGGGUCUUCGCGCCGCGUGAGCCCAGAGGCUGGAGGAUGCUGAGCCUCGGCGCCGCCGCGCCGUCCGCGGCCGUGCUGAGUCCGGACGGCGCGCUGUAGUUCCCCACCGGGAAGCCGAGGCUCCGGGAGGCGCAGGGCCGGCGCCGCGUCCCGUGAGGGGCCCAGCAGCGGUUCCUACGCUAUUUGCCUUGUGUCUGCUCUCCGGCUCCCCGACGGAGAGCUUCCCGAGAGCAGGGUCUUCCCACCUCUGCCUCCUUAACGCCUGACACGGUGUCUGGCGCGUUGUCGGGGUCCAGGGAUGGACGAGUGGCCGGCGUCGUGUGACCGCAGGAGGGUGUGAUCGCUGUGAGCGGGCGCGGGUGGUCGGCUGCUUCAUUUGUUCUAGAAGCGCCACGACGGAGCACGCAGAGUGCCGGCACAAGGAGGAUACUCUUACAUGUUGGUUACCAUGAUGGUCUCAUUAAGUGAAGCGCACGACGGCGUAAUAAAUGGUAGAAGGUGUAAUGGAUGCCAUUGUAGAUUGAUGAGCCCAAGAUCCGGAGGACGAGAGAAGCCGGUGGACAAAAAACAGCCCUUUCUAUUCUCCAGCCCUCGGAGGAUAUGCCCCGUAUUACAGCUUCAUACUAGCCGGCUCAGCCUCUUGAUUCUGCCUCUUGUUUCUGAACUCUGACAAACAGGGAAUCGCCAGUCUCCGUUCCCUAGCAGGACAGAAGGAUCCCUGGGCCUGGAUGUUUCUGGCAAACUGUCACCAACACGCAUUCAUAUUUGCCCGAAAUGCAGAAAAGGCCAUGACGGCCUUAGCAAGAUUUCGCCAAGCUCAGCUGGAAGAGGGAAAAGUAAAGGAGCGAAGACCCUUCCUUGCCUCGGAGUGUACUGAGCUGCCCAAAGCCGAGAAGUGGAGACGACAGAUCAUUGGAGAGAUCUCAAAAAAAGUGGCUCAAAUUCAGAAUGCUGGUCUAGGUGAAUUCCGAAUUCGUGACCUGAAUGAUGAAAUUAACAAGCUGCUAAGAGAGAAGGGACACUGGGAGGCCCGGAUCAAGGAGCUGGGUGGUCCUGACUAUGGGAAAGUUGGCCCUAAAAUGCUGGAUCAUGAAGGGAAAGAAGUCCCAGGAAAUCGAGGUUACAAGUACUUCGGAGCAGCGAAAGACUUGCCUGGCGUCAGAGAGCUGUUUGAGAGAGAACCUCUUCCUCCUCCAAGAAAGACACGCGCUGAGCUCAUGAAGGCGAUCGAUUUUGAAUACUACGGUUACCUAGAUGAAGACGAUGGUGUUAUUGUGCCUUUGGAACAGGAAUAUGAAAAGAAACUCAGAGCCGAAUUAGUGGACAAGUGGAAAGCAGAGAGAGAGGCCCGGCUGGCAAGAGGGGAGAAGGAGGAGGAGGAGGAAGAGGAGGAGGAGGAGGAGGAGGUCAACAUCUAUGCUGUCACCGACGAGGAGUCUGACGAGGAGGGCGGCCAGGAGAAAGGAGGGGAGGACGGGCAGCAGAAGUUCAUCGCUCACGUCCCGGUGCCGUCGCAGCAAGAGAUCGAGGAGGCGCUCGUGCGGAGGAAGAAGAUGGAGCUCCUGCAGAAGUACACCAGCGAGACGCUGCAGGCCCAGAGCGAGGAGGCCAGGCGGCUCCUGGGCUACUAGGGCCGAGCCGGGGCCGCCGCCCAGCGCCGUGGGAGGUGGGCCGCCGGGGCCGCCGGCCAGCGCCGUGGGAGGUGGGCCGCCCGGGCCGCCUGCCGCUUCUCCUCCUUCCUCCCUCCCCUGCUCUCGCCUGCAUGCUGACCGAGGGCCGUUUGCCUGCCGGAUGCCCCGGUGUCCCCUCGUCCCGGUGUUUUGCUGACGUGUGAACCCACUUACUUCUGUCUUGAGUGUGUAGGACACGCCGCUCCCUGUCAGCCUUUGAGUGUCUUACGUAGUCUCCUCCUGUCGUUUGGUGGGGAGGGCGACCAGUUAGUGACACUCCUAAAAAACGCAGACGUGUUUGUAACUCCUCUUGAAGAAUGAGAAGGUGUGUGGGCCCCGAGCCCACAUCCCACACGGCGCAGCCGGCGGAGCUCCGCCUUCGGGGCAACCCUGCCCUCAGUUCAGACCCCUCAGCUGGCCUUGCUCCUUGCUGCCCAGGUGGCAGGAGUUUGAGUUUGCUACUGCUGUCUAGGACUGGUUCUGCAGAGAGUUAUUUUUAUUAAAGAUUUUUGUGUGAAAGGCAA